AUGGCGUCCAGUGUUCAGUACACAAUCAACCUUGAUGUCGGCGAUGAGUUACCAGGAUCUGAUCAGAACUACCAUGAGGGAGAGAUGCUUUCUGAGGAAGAUGCAAGUCUUCCUUACCAAGAAGAUGAGGAACACAGCAACUGGGACCACGACACAGUAGAUGAACGAGAUCCAGAACGCGAUAUCGCGGGGGCUAGAUUGACAUUGGUGGACAGGAUAAACAGUGACACUCAAACGAAAUGGGAGAAUGAAGCAUCUUGGAACACACAACCGGGCUAUGAGGAGUACCGCACCGACAUCAAGGCUCUGCUUCGAAUCGAGCGGGACUGCCUCGCGAGCACGUCGUCGGACACAUCCCCUCCUAACUUUCUUCAGCAUGUGCUCGAACAGGAAAAUGCUCUAUCAUUCUACCCACAUUCUGUGAGACUGCAGAAGAUCAAAUUUCUCCUUAAGCUCAUCGUAGAGCUCGACCCAUCUCAGCUGAGCCCCAAGUAUGGUUUGCGCCCACUCCAUGCCGCCGUUGACGUCGACAUCAAAAUUUUCAAACAAGGCAAAUCGAGGGUGAAGCCUGAUAUAACUAUCUACAUGUGCCACCUGAUGAAGGACCAAGCAGCCGACGAAAUUUGCCGAAUGAACAAACAUAAUCAGAACAUCCUUCACCUUGCUAUAUUGCAUGAUCUCAGAGGUGUCGAGGAUCUGAUAAGAAAGGCCAAUCCGAAAGCUUUCACAACACAAAAGCGCUCCGAAGCGGCCGACGAUGGCAACACACCUCUUCAUGACGCCCUCGAAGCUAGGUACUUCAUCCGGCAAGUGGCUGCCUGCCCCAUACCUGCGGAAACGAGUUCUGCUUCAACGGCCGGAUCAGAUCUCAGGAGGCCGAGCAUCACGCAACGGCCUGUUACUACUGGCCAAGUCCCUAGCACCUCUACAUUUCACCCAGUGCAGCCAAAAUACGUCAGUAACCAAGUCAGGACACGAUCCGUCGUGGCGCCCGCGUUACAGGGCAAACAGCCACAAAGGUUGCGUGCCACUGCCUGCAAGAUCUGCGUGGACACCCGAACGCAAAAUGAUGCUGCAGUGAAGAAGAAGAAAGGCAUCAUUAAACUUCUUCUGGAACAGACAGGAGGAAAAAACGCCCUUACAAUUCACAAUUCGGCCGGACUGUCGCCGUAUCUCUAUCUUUACGCCUCUUACCGAAGUUGGGUCGAGCAACAACGUACAAAAAGCUCAUCUGCGGGGGACUCUCCGAGUACUCCACCUCCGCAGAUCAAUGUCAUGGCCGAGGAAGCGCCAGUGGAGAAACGGCCAGGAAAAGAAGGAAGCGAGCGCAAGAGCAAAAGUGCCAAUGAAAAGAACGACGACUCGGAGGCAAAAAGAAUUGAAGCAGAGGAAAAGGAGAAGAAGUUGAAAGCCCAACGGGUGGAUUCUUCGAGCCGAAGACACGGUGAGGGUGUCGUGAAAAGUGUUGGCCAGGGCAAUAAGAAUGCUGGAGGCAUCAGGGAGCCAGUGAGGAAUAAUUUCCAAGCUAGAUCACAUAUCAGAGCGGAACUGAGAGAAGAGGACAUCGGUUGCGAAGAUAUACUCAAACAACUGCGGGAAUUCUCCUUCCAAUUGGGUGGCUACAAGAAGGCGUGCGAGUGCUUAUUUCGCAACCAAACCCUUAAGGGGCACUCCCCAUUUGCCGGCGAGCUACGGUGGUUCAGUCUUGAGGGAACUCAGCGUGUCACGUCAAGCACAACCAAUGAUUUCGAUUUUUUGAAUUUCGAGCCCAUGAUGUCUUCAGUCGUCCUCAGCAUGGAGUACACACAGGAAAUGUUGGAGACUCUGCCGAACAUGGCACAAGACAAGAUCACAAUGUGGGCCCAAGACGAGGAAAACCUGAAGCAAGUGUUUGAGUGGUUAAAGGAGACAAAGGGAGUCAAAACUAUCCUAAGUCUUGUAGUCAAAGAUAAUCCUCAUCACUACUGCUCCGACAAUACAGUUGAGGAAUGCUUGAAGGGCCUCGAGGUCAUAUACUUGAACUGGAACCGACCAGAUCUUUGCGCCAACAAGUACACGCUGCCGCCAACUCUGGUUGAGAUUUCUCUGUAUUGGACUGGAUUGAACUCAGUACUAUGGAGUUGGUCUGAUACGGAAGGGCUUCGCACGUUAGCAAAGGGCACUGACCUGGAGAAUAAAUCGAGGAAGGCAAAGGUGGAUGCAUUUCAGGACCGUGUGAACAAAUGGGCGAAAAGGAAGCACUUCAAGUUCAUCGAGGUCCGCUAUGACGAUAUGGGAUACAAGGGCAGUGGCAAAACCGGUGGAUUGAAUAGCUUGUCAACUCGAAUUCAUCCAUGGCGAAGUGACGUGUCAGGAUUUCGAGACAAGCUCUUAACCCUCUGUUACGAUGAGAAAUCUCGUUCCAAUCGUCCAAUUCACGUCAAAGUCGCACUUCUUGACGAUGGAGUAGAUCCCACGUAUAAGAGAAAUGGCGAGUAUAUGCAUCAUACCGGGUGGCCGCCUGUGGAUUCAGGAGAGCCGGAAGAAGGGUCGGGGAGUUUCUAUGUGUCCACCAACCAGCAUGGCAGCAAGAUGGCAUGGUUGAUACGUCAGGUCUGCCCAUACGUCACCAUCUAUGUGGCCAAACUUGAUGUCAACAUUGGCGAAGGCCUAAGACAGCGGUCUUUCAGUCUGCGUCAGGCCACAAAGGCCAUCAAUUGGGCCAAAGACCAGAAGGUAGACAUAAUUUCGAUGAGCUGGAACGCACGCCGUGUCUCCCCAGCGACCGGGAUCGCGAACGACUCUGAUAUUCACGAUCUUGAGCAGGCUAUUGCUGGUGCGCACGCCGCGAAUAUUCUCAUGUUUGGGGCGGCGUGCGAUGUGAAACAAAGUUCGUCAUCAGACGAAUGGAUACCAUGCGACAACUCAAAAGUGUUCAGUAUCGGCGCCACCGACACGGAAUUCGACGUGAAGAAAUAUGUGGACAUGACCAAAACUGUCAAUUUCCUCUUUCCCGGCGAGUAUGUCCUUGGCCAGUCCGAGGAGGCUGAGGUGGGAAACUCAGGCGCGACGGCUCUGGCUACAGGGCUUGCUGCCUUGGUCCUCUUUUGCAUGCUUUUUGAGCAUGAACCUCUUCCGGCCAACAGGCACGCUUGGAUGAACAACAUCUUCUCCAAGGUGUUUGAUGGUGAGACCAACAAAAAGGUGGUACAUGUGAAGAAAGUGCUGCGCAUGGACGAUGAAGGGAGCCUACGGCUUCUUGUGCAGAAGUUUGUUUCCCAAAAGGAUUGA
Molecule: messenger RNA, 3270 nt
Organism: Diaporthe amygdali
Lineage: Eukaryota; Fungi; Ascomycota; Sordariomycetes; Diaporthales; Diaporthaceae
Exons: 5
Coding region: 1-3270 (1089 amino acids)
Biological process (GO): proteolysis
Molecular function (GO): serine-type endopeptidase activity
Source: RefSeq, a predicted model, not a curated record